This is a messenger RNA of Medicago truncatula (barrel medic), 891 nucleotides long. RefSeq names its product L10-interacting MYB domain-containing protein-like. The record is from RefSeq and is a predicted model, not a curated record. NCBI's taxonomy places the organism in Eukaryota, Viridiplantae, Streptophyta, Magnoliopsida, Fabales, Fabaceae. Bases 1 to 891 code for a protein of 296 amino acids. The transcript has 2 exons.
AUGGAGAUGAAAAAAUUGCCGCAAAAUGGGACAAUCACAAAACAGAUAUUUUUGAAAAUUUGUGUUGAAGAAGUUGAUACCGGUAAUAGGCCAACUUCACAUUUUAAGAAAGAUGGAUGGAAGAACAUUCAAACUAAGUUUCAAGAGAGGACAACCUAUGCUUAUAACCGCUUUCAACUGAAAAAUAGAUUGGAUGCCUUAAAAAGGGAAUUUGCAUCAUUUGCAAAAUUAGUUGAAAAAGACACCGGACUUGGGUGGGAUCAUGAUAAGAAUACCGUCAAAGUUAAUGAUGACAGGUGGACUGCUAAGAGUAAGGAUCCUGAUGUUUUGAAAUGGAAGAUUGGGGGACCUAAAUUUCUUGAUUUGUUGGAUAAAUGUUUCAAGGGUCAGGUAGUUACUGGAUUUUCUAUUUUAAAGCCGUAUCAAGAUCCACCGGCUUUUGAAGUGCUAGGUGAAGAAGAAAGGGUUGCUUUUGAAGGUCAUGAAAAUAAUAUGAAUAUUGAUAAUGAAGGAGAAGAUGAUAGCUUUGAAGUUGGUAAUAAUGUUGAAGUAAAUGCAACACCAACUCCUUCAAAUAUUGGUUUGAAAAAGAGGAAAAAUAUCGGAAAAGGAAAGAUGGGAACAGCAGAAAAACUUCAACGAUCUCUUGAUCGUAUUGUUGAUGGGAUGAAUCAUAAAUCACCAAUAUUUGAGGAUCAUUAUAGUUAUGAUAAGUGUCUGACAAUGUUGGAUGAGAUUCCUUCCUUAGUACAAGGAUCACAUUUAUACUUUUCUGCUAUGAAACUCCAUGCCAAUAAAGAUAACAGAACAACAUUUUUUCACCUCUUGAAGAAAGAUCCUAACAUGGCUUUUGAUUGGCUAGGCACUCUUUCCGAGGAGCAUCAUCAAUGA